This is a messenger RNA of Lacerta agilis (Sand lizard), 2597 nucleotides long. RefSeq names its product family with sequence similarity 111 member A (gene FAM111A). Lineage: Eukaryota; Metazoa; Chordata; Lepidosauria; Squamata; Lacertidae. The coding region runs from base 175 to 2085 and encodes 636 amino acids. The transcript is spliced from 4 exons. The record is from RefSeq and is a predicted model, not a curated record.
GCAAAAAUAGAUACGUCAAAGUGUAAAAUUGGAGCCUGUUCAAAAAGGAGGUACCUUAAGGUGCUGUGAGAGCACAAAAGAAAGUCUCUCUCUGCUCACUUCUUCCAUUUAAUUGCUGAACCACAUAGACAUCAACCCACAGUAGCACAUACCGCUGUAUCUGCUUGAGUAAAUAUGAAGCGUCAUAGCAAGAAGAAGAAUUCCAUUACAAGAAAGAGUGAUGGAAAUAUCCUUCCUUAUCUGCAGCUCAGAGAUGAGGCAAGCUCAAGUGCCAAAAGAGUGAGAUCUACAAGUGCACCCACUCUUAUGAAAGAAACUAGAAAUCAUCCUACAAGAAACACUCUUCCUAGCAGUGAGAAAUCAACGGAAGAAGAACGAGAAUUCACUGUGAAUUUAGGUGAUGAUGGGAAGGACCAUGUGGUGAAAGGUAGUCUCCACAACAGUGUGCUUUCUGCCCUCAAGGCAACAAAAGCUAUUUGCACCCAUAUGGAGAAAAGCAAGACCAAAGAGAUCUACUUAAUAGGGAAGAAAGGGAUUAAUGGUUGCAUUAAUCUGGGGAUGCCUCUGAAGUAUAUGCCGGAUGGCUCCCAUUUUGUAAUGAAAUGUUAUAGGGGUCAGCAACUUGGGGACUCUCCUGGGUUAUGUUAUCGCCAGCAUGAAAACGGGGAGGAGGAAUGUAUUUUGUUCUACAUUGACCCCAAGCCGGCACAAAGCAGUAAGUUGAUUAGAUGCAGUCAACUUCUUAAGGAAUACUGCACGCUGUGUGUCUUUGCACCGAAAGGAGAAACCAUAAAAGAUGCCCUGUGCAGUGAUGGUCGUUUCAAGCCUGAGCUAACGGAAAAAGACUGGAGACUGAUGGAGGAUAACAAGGCCAUAGCUAACACUCAUUCAGUUAACAAUUUAUCUAACAAGAUCUUUUAUGUGGAAAUGACGAAAUGUGCUAAAUCUGGUGACGGUCCAAAUAGCCAACAGAUUCCCCAGGUGCCUCAUGGGAGGCAGCUCCAAACCCGUCAUUAUUUUAAAAGUGAUCUCCUAAGCUUGUAUCCUGCCUUAAUGGAUCAAAAGGAGAUCAUGGAUAGCUUCUUUGCAAAAACCAAGAAGGCACAGAAGCGUAAAAAGGAGGUCCUCAGGGUGUGCAGAGCAAACUAUGGCAAGGAGAUAAGCAAUGCCAUAACGGUUAAGAUGUUAAAGAUCCAGGCAAAUCUCAGUCAGUCAGUUGGGUACAUUGAGUGGGGCAUUUCCGGAAAGGAGGGUUGUGCUACUUGCUUUGUGUUGUGUAAUAGGUACAUACUAACUUGCCACCAUGUGGUAAGAGAGAUCGUUGGAAAAGGGAUUGAAGAAAAGCAGUGGGCAUCGAAAAUCAGCAAGGCAGCCCGUGUGACUUUCUCCUAUGAAGGCAACCACCCUAAAGACAAAGACUGGUUUUCACUUGAGGAGUGGUUUGAAAUAUCGAAUGUAGAGCUUGAUUUUGCCAUCCUGAAACUGAAGGAAAAUGGAAACAAUGGUCCACCUCCUACAGGCUUGGUAAAGUUAUGUUCCCCUCCACCAUUUGAUGGUCUUACUUACAUCAUUGGUCACCCAGAUGGAGAAACAAAGUGUCUGGAUGGCUGUUCUGUUGUCGCUGUGGAUGAGCGUCAGAAGGAAUGUGCUCAUCGUUUACAGCAGCGUAAGAAGGCAGAAUGCAGCAACGCCAACUGUGGUGACAGUCCCAAUAACUGUAUCCAUAUGCUCCAUCCAGGGAUUUUCUCAGAUGUUUCCAACAGCUCUGAUGUACUCACCUAUGAUACAUCUUUUUUCUGGGGGUCUUCAGGUUCACCUGUGUUUGAUAGACAUGGCCGUCUUGUUGCAAUGCACACUGCUGGCUACAUUUAUGGAAACAACUCCAAGCAGCGCAGCAUAAUUGAAUUUGGCAUCUUGAUGACAUCAAUCCUCUCAGUAAUUGAAAAGAAGGAUAAAGGUUGGUAUGACAAGGAAAUUGGCCCUUUCAGACAGGCUUCUCAUGAUACAGAAGAGGCUGCCUUGGGUGUUGAACCUAUGGAUGUGGAAAUCAAUCCUAUAGAUGUGGAAAUGGAACCACUGGAUUAAAAGAACUACGUUCUAAGAUGACCCAUCAGUCUGAAAUUUGGAGGACAUAUUAAAUGAUUAAAUUACAUUUUGCAUUUUUAAACAUAGUUAUUCUUCAUUACAUACAACACUUUUAAAAACAUGUAUCAUAUAUCAUUUCAAAGCAGUUCCACCCACCCAAACCUGGACAUCCAGUUCAGAAGGAUAACAUGGUUGAUGGUAUUGAAAGCGUCUGAGAGAUAAAAGAGAAUGAACAGAAAGUCAGUUUCUUCCAAGAGCACCUGGAUCUGGGGUCCCUAACCCAAUCCAGAACCUCAGCCAAGAAGGGGAGAUUGGUAACUGGCUGAUAUUUACUUAGACUUUCUGAAUUCAGGGAGGGUUUCUUAAGGAAUGGCCUUGCUGCUGCCUGCUUCAAGGAGGCAUUAACCACCUCCCUGACCAGCUUUCUCUUCCCUGCUAGUUUUUAUCAGCCAAGAGGGGCAAGUGCUGCAGAUCCAAGCACCUUGUACACAUCCUCAAGCCUUACCAACUGA